Molecule: messenger RNA, 4002 nt
Organism: Penicillium taxi
Lineage: Eukaryota; Fungi; Ascomycota; Eurotiomycetes; Eurotiales; Aspergillaceae
Exons: 4
Coding region: 1-4002 (1333 amino acids)
Biological process (GO): regulation of transcription by RNA polymerase II
Cellular component (GO): mediator complex
Molecular function (GO): transcription coregulator activity
Source: RefSeq, a predicted model, not a curated record
AUGAAUCCUAACAACUACAACCCGGGCCAAGGAGCCAUGCAGAAUCUCAAGCCAGUCAUGCAGCCGAAGAAUGAUACUCCGCUCAUCAUGAAUCAUGUCGCCCAGGCACUGAAGAGCCAAGGUACCUUUACUGGGUGGAAAGCAGAUGUUUCAAUCAAAGUCCGUGCUUCGAAUGUCUACCAAAUGAUUACUUCCCUCCGUCUGAUUCAACCUCGCAUCGACCUUAAUGCCGCUGCAUCCGCAGCUCUCAGCUUCGAACAGAAAGCCUUUCAGAAGGCAAUGGAAUUGGGCGAUUACGAAAAGGAAUGCACGGAGAAACUUCAUCAUAUCAAAGAUACACGUCAACGACAGGCUGCGGUCGCGAUGCAAAGUGGAAUGAUACCCCAGGCGGGUGCUCAAAUGCAGGGCGGCUUCAUGCGACAGAUGAACCAGGGCAUGCAGUCCUCUCCUAUCCCAGGUCAGCAACAACAGCGACCUACGAACGGCGUCCUUCUCCCUGAUGAUUUGAACAAUCUCUCCCCGCAAGAUCUCGAUCACGUUUCUCGCCUAGCAAAUCAGAUGGUAGCCAAGACUUCCAGCGAAGACCUCGAGAAGAUCAAAGGCGGCUUGAGCAAUAUGACUGAUGAGCAGCGAUCAUACCUGCAGCGCAAGAAUAUGGAUCCGUUGACCUACUUUUUCCGCUCCCAGGCUCUAAGUCAACUGCGACGACACCGUCGCAGUCGCCUGCAGGAAAUGGGCCGAGCAUCCAAUGCUAGCAUGGAUCCCAAUGCAGCGAUGAUGGGCGAUCCUAUGAUGAAUCAGCAGCGUCAAAUUUUCCAAAACAUGAUGAAUUUGCAGCGAAACUCAACAUUCACAGGAAAUCCCGGCCAAGGCCUCGAUCCAGGCGCAUUCAUCGGUAACGUCGAGAACAUUCAAGGUCAGCAAGCAGAUGGUAUGCGCUCGCAGGAAGCAGGUCAGUUGGUAGUUCCUGCCAGCUCUUCGCAAAUGAACCAGCCGCCAUCAUUUCCAAAUCAGCAAAACAUGUUUCCCCAGCAAAUGAACCCGCAUAUCCAAGGCGGCUCGAAUGUGCCUCAAGAUCGAAUGCAGCUUCAAGCCCAGGCUCAGGCGCAAGCCCAUGCGCAGGCGCAGGCACAGGCACGGGCGCAGGCAGCCCAGAAGGCGCAGAUGGCAAUGUCGGGACAUAAUGGCCAACCCACUCAGACGCACCUCGCUCAGUCUAGUCCCGUAAUGCCGAUGUUGAACCAACCUAUGGCACCUGCGCAGAUAUCUCCAGUCCCCGCUCAGGCCAUGCCCCAGGGUAUGCCUCAAAACCGCCUACAGAACGUGGGUCAGCGUCCGGUUGGUGCCCCUGGAGUACCGCAGGGAAACAUGGUAACUCGACCCACGCUUCCCUCGAACCUUCCUCCGCAACUUCAUGCUCAGCUUUCGGCAAUGUCAGAUCAGGAAAUUCAGGCCUGGAUGAUCAAUCAACAGCAGCGUCGUGCGCUUGCAAAUAAUAUGGCACGGGCUAAUGGUGUUCAUCAGCCGGGCUCUCUUCAGCAGAACGCCUCACAACUCGGCCAAGGGCAGCCCAUGUUCAAUGGUCAGAUGGCAAACAAUGCGCGCAUGAGAAACUCCAUAAGCAUGCAACAGGGUAUGAAUGCUGCCAGCCAAGCUCAGGCCCAACAGCUUCAGGGCCAGCAAUUGACUCCUCAGCAGCGGGCUCAGCAACAGCAGCGCCAGAAUGAGCUGCAAAAACUCCAUACAUUAAGACAACAGAAUAAUGGCCCAGAAAUGACUCCUGAGCAAAGCAAGGAGAUGGAUCGUGCCCUCUUCCCACCAUCCAUUACUGUCAAUAAUAUCAAUGUACCCAAGAAUAUCAAGACAUGGGGUCAGCUCAAGCAAUGGGCUGGUGCAAAUCCCCAAGCGUCGAAUGGAGUUGAAAUCAGCAAGCUGAUGGUUAUGCAAAAGCUGCACUUUGUACAGAUAUUAGCCGCUCAGGCAAGGAACCAGAACGGCCAAGGGAUGCUGUCACAACAAUUUCAACCUCAAGGCCCAGGGACGCAGGCACAACCUUCCCAAGGCCCGCAGGCUCAGAUGGGAAAUCCUCAGAAUUUCGCAAAUGGCCAGCAGCCUCAUCCGAACAUGUCAACCCUGCGGCCGAUCACAGCCCAUGAUCUUGCUCUGUUCCGCACGCGAAUGGGACCUCAAAAUGCAAACUUCUCCGAUGAUCAGUUGAGUGAGAUCAUUCGGAACCGCCAACGACAGGCUCUGUUGAAACAAAUGGCUGGCGGUAACAUGCCGCUUGGCCAAAACCAGCCGAUGAUCCAGCCUCAGCCCGCUCAGCAGCAGGUAAAACCACAAGCCAUGCCGCAGCAGCAACACCAGAUGCCAACGGACCAGCAGAGUGUGAAGAUGCAGCCAGGAGGACCUGCCAAAGGCACCAAGGCAGCAGCGCCUGUCAAACAACCUGUCAAGAAGAAGGCUAACGAGGAUUCUGUCGAUCUCCGAAAUACGGCAAAUCCUCAGCAACAGCCUCAACCCAUGGCUAUUGCUAAUCCGGCACCUGCUCGACCAGCAUUAUCCAUCUCGCAAGAACAAUUUGCAGCAAUGACACCCCAGCAACAGCAGCAGUUGCAAGAGGCUACAAUGCGCAAGCAACAACAGCAACUACUACGCACCCAAAUCAACAGAGCUGCCGCGGAAGAAGCAUGGAACAAGAAUAUUCCACCCAGAAUCAAGGAGGUGUAUGAUGAAAUCGCUAGAAGUGCGCCACAACCCCAGGUUCUGAACCUUUCACCGGAGGAGAAAGCCGCUAUGACGAAGCAACUGAGGGACUCUUUGGAUGUCAUAUCAAGAUUUGAUGUUUUGGUGGUACACGGAUUUGCAAAGAUGCAGGGCCAGGAGAAAAACGUGAAGAAUCUUCUUGCCAUGCGAAUUCAAAUCAUGAGACAGUUCAAAGAUUCUCCAGAGUGGGUUGUCAAUGACGAAUUCAGCAUCUCUGCUGAACAUCUUUCGGGUGCUAUUUUCUUCAUUCGGAAAAUAUUUGCUAUGAUGAUUCGAAUGAAUCAACAGCAACGCCCCAACCAAGCUCUACCAACUGCUGCUGCACCGCAGAAUGUCCAGGCAGGGCCACCAGCUUUGAAUGCAACCAAUCUCCAGCAGCUGCAACUGCAACAACAGCAGGAAGAAGCCCUCCAAAGCGCUAGACAUGGCUCUAGUCAGUCAGGAGCUGUGCCUGCUGCAGCGCCAUUUGGAGCUCCAUCUCCAUCCGGAGUUCCUCAUGCUUAUGGCCCAGGUGGACUCGCCCCCGAGAAGUUGAAGCUUCCUCCACCAAAGAAGAGAAAACAAUCUCAGGCUGGUGCAAGUGCUUCUCCCGUUCAAACCAGUGCUCCACCGGUUUCUGCAGCUAAAUCCAAGCAGGCUGUCGAGUCUACAGUGGCCGCUUGGUCUGGUCCAAUAAAGUGCAAAGUCGUUGAAUGCCAGCACAACUACCACGGCUUUAAGACCCAGGCUGCCUUGGACAAACAUGUUGAGGAAAAGCAUCCUCCGGAGAAAGAGGAGGUUAUUGACGAUCCCCUGCAAUACUAUGUCGAUAGUGUGAACAUCGGCCUGGGAUUGACCGAAGAAGCAGAUGAGCUGAGUCAUACUAAUAAGAAGCGGACCUCUGAGGAGAUGGAGAAUGAUGACCCCUGGAACGAUUGUCCAAUUUGCUUACCAAAGCUUGGGGAUACCUUACCAACAAAGCCAAAUUGGUUUUAUUGGGGGAUCAACUGCCCUAACGACCACCCAACUCCCGAUUCCGUGGACGUUGCAGCGGUCAAAACCCCCGAGGAUAUUGGCAACGAAAACAACGAAAAUCAAUUGCUAUUCUUUGAGCCUUGGGACGAAAUCUCGAUUGAGGAGACUAUUGAUCACAUUGGAGCACCAGAUUGUCUCAAAGACCCCAAUUCUACUGGAGAGGCCUGUAUGGAUGUUAAAUGGGACUACCUGCAGAGCCCUCAAAUUUUGGUGCAGCUCUAG